AUGCUUCAGUUUCUAUCAGUGUCAGAUAAUCGCCUUACUGGUGGCAUUCCAUCCUCUCUUUCUCACUUCCAUCAUCUCCAGGUACUCGCUCUGUCUGUUAAUGGAUUCAGUGGUAGGAUACCUCCAGAGAUUGGGAAAUUGCAGCAGCUUAGACUUCUAGCUCUUGGAAAAAAACAAUCUCACAGGAGGGAACAAGCUAACAUGAGGGAUGGUGUUUCUCGCCUCACUGUCGAACUCUUGUGGAGUCUAGAUAUGGGCAACAAUGAGCUUGCAGGAAUAAUACCAUCAGAAAUCGGUAUGCUCGAAAACCUUCAAUCACUAAUCCUGAACAACAACAGAUUACACGGGUCCAUCCCAUGGGAACUUGGUGGGUUAAAAAGGUUGAGCAAGCUAUCCCUUGAAGCGAACAGUCUUUCUGGAUUCACACCUGAUUCCUUGGGAAAUAUCAGCGGGUUGCAACAUUUGCUAUUGGGUGCAAAUGAAUUAUCUGCCAGAAUUCCCAAAACUAUUUGGAGUCUGACUGGCCUUAUUGAGUUAAAUCUGUCAAGAAAUAUUCUUAACGGAUCAUUGCCGUUGAGGAUGGGGAACAUCAAGUCCUUAGACAUUUUGGAUAUGUCAAUGAAUCAGCUAUCAGGUAACAUCCUGAGUGCUUUCAAGGAGCUUCAAAUGCUUAGAUAUCUCGACCUAUCAGAUAAUUCUUUCGAUGGUCUCAUUCCGCAAUCAUUAAGUGAGCUUAUCAGUAUCGAAGCUUUAAACCUUUCGCACAAUAACCUCUCGGGCAUUAUACCAAACUCCUUGGUCAAUCUCCAAUAUCUCAGAAGUAUGGACCUGUCUUUCAACAAGCUGACAGGAAAUGUCCCAGAUGGAGGUGUAUUUUCAAAUCUCAUUGUUGCGUCUGUGUUAGGGAAUGCUGCAUUGUGUGGAGCACCAAGAAUUGGUUUUCCACCUUGUACGACAAAUGAUGUGAGUCCCAGCUCAGCAACAAGAGCCCUUUUGUUUAAUUAUGUCCUUCCUGCUGCUGCAAUCACUGUAAUCUCUUUUGCUUUCUGUUACAUGGUCCUAAUAUUUUUCUUUCGGAGGCAAACCAAUAAUCAAGCUCCUAGCGACACACCAUCUCUUGAUAGUCACAGAUCAAUAUCAUGCCAUCAGCUUGUUCGUGCCACUGAAAACUUCAGCGAGGCGAAUUUACUAGGACGGGUAAGCUUUGGCUCUGUAUACAAAGGAUGUUUAGAUGAUGGGCUCAUCAUCGCAGUAAAGGUUUUGAAUUUGGAAGUUCAGGGAGCUUUAAGGAGCUUCAAUGUAGAAUGUCAUGCUUUGAUCGUGGUUCGUCAUAGAAAUCUUGUUAAAAUUAUCAGCACUUGCUCCCAGUUGAAGUUUCGUGCACUUGUUCUCCAAUUCAUGCCCAAUGGAAGCCUCGAAAGAUGGCUGUAUUCCCACACCUACUGCUUGAACCUACUUGAGAGAAUUAACAUAGCAAUUGAUGUGGCAUCGGCCCUCGAAUAUCUCCACCAUCACUAUUCUCAGAUUGUGCUGCAUUGUGAUCUGAAGCCAAGCAAUGUUGUUAUGAAUGAAGAUAUGACCGCGCACGUGGCUGAUUUUGGCAUUGCAAAAGUAUUGGUUGGUGAUAGCUGGACUGUAACAUCAACAAGCAAGCGAGGAACAAUUGGGCAUAUGGCUCCAGGUUUCAAGACAGCAAAACUGAAGGCAUGA
Asparagus officinalis (garden asparagus) is the source of this 1710-nucleotide messenger RNA. RefSeq names its product receptor kinase-like protein Xa21. NCBI's taxonomy places the organism in Eukaryota, Viridiplantae, Streptophyta, Magnoliopsida, Asparagales, Asparagaceae. Gene Ontology annotation, biological process: protein phosphorylation. Gene Ontology annotation, molecular function: ATP binding; protein binding; protein kinase activity. The record is from RefSeq and is a predicted model, not a curated record. The transcript is spliced from 4 exons. Bases 1 to 1710 code for a protein of 569 amino acids.